Messenger RNA from Cutaneotrichosporon cavernicola, 777 nucleotides. RefSeq lists its product as uncharacterized. The transcript is spliced from 3 exons. Lineage: Eukaryota; Fungi; Basidiomycota; Tremellomycetes; Trichosporonales; Trichosporonaceae. The record is from RefSeq and is a predicted model, not a curated record. Gene Ontology annotation, biological process: phospholipid biosynthetic process. Gene Ontology annotation, cellular component: membrane. Gene Ontology annotation, molecular function: phosphotransferase activity, for other substituted phosphate groups. The coding region runs from base 1 to 777 and encodes 258 amino acids.
AUGUCCAACCUCACGCAACGCGCCGGCAAGGGCGGGGCGGCCGCAGAGGCCAUGCUCGAGGAGAAGCGCAAAGGACUCCAGCAGUACAAGGACGACGACGGGCACUUCUCGCUUGUCCGCAACUUCCGCCUUGCCGACCUGAUCACAAUUAUGAAUGGCGUCUGUGGCACGCUCUCGAUCAUGAGCGCGGCGCGGUACCUCAUCCUCUCGUCCAACCUCCCGUCCCCGCCUUCUAAGGAGGCGUACAAGUGGCUGUACUUUGCGCUCAUUCUCCCGAUGGCAGGUUUCGGCUUUGACGCGCUCGACGGCAAGGUCGCGCGCUGGCGUGGCGGCGGCUCCCUCCUCGGUCAGGAGAUGGACUCGCUCGCCGACCUCGUCUCCUUUGGCGUUGCGCCAGCCACUCUGGCCUUCACGCUCGGCAUGCGCACGCAUCUCGACAUUGUCUGCCUCCUCCUCUUCGUUUCUGGUGGCCUCGCCCGCCUGGCACGUUUCAACGCCACCGUUGCAUUGCUCCCUGCCGACUCGAGUGGCAAGUCCAAGUACUUUGAGGGUCUGCCGAUCCCGUCGUCGUUGUUCCUCACAGCCAGCAUGGCUGGGUGCGUCCGCCAGGGCUUCUUCGCGCUCGGCAAGCACGCCGACUUGCCUCUGGGCGUUGUGCGGCUGUGGGGUGAGGGUCUCGAGGGUCACGGCGAUGGCGACGUGCACCUGACCGCGAUCGUGUUCGCCCUCUGGGCCGCAGCCAUGGUUUCCAAGACGCUCCGGAUCCCGAAGUUGUAA